Messenger RNA from Penicillium verrucosum, 1938 nucleotides. RefSeq names its product putative diacylglycerol O-acyltransferase (DgaT). The transcript has 7 exons. Lineage: Eukaryota; Fungi; Ascomycota; Eurotiomycetes; Eurotiales; Aspergillaceae. Gene Ontology annotation, cellular component: endoplasmic reticulum membrane. Gene Ontology annotation, molecular function: diacylglycerol O-acyltransferase activity. Gene Ontology annotation, biological process: triglyceride biosynthetic process. Bases 1 to 1938 code for a protein of 645 amino acids. The record is from RefSeq and is a predicted model, not a curated record.
AUGACUACUCGCACUGGAGCAAUUACGAGGGCUCGCGAAGAAUCCCAGGCCAAUUCAACUAAUGGGGCCAUCUCGACAGUAACCGAGGUCUCUCCGCCAUCAACUUCAACUUUCAAGAAACGCAGUAAAUAUCGCCAUGUAGCUGCAUACCACUCGGAAGCUCGUCAUUCCAGCCUCAGUCGAGAGGCUGAUGUGCUUCCUAACUUCCUGGGGUUUCGAAAUCUCAUGGUGUUGGUACUUGUGGCGAUGAACCUGCGAUUGAUUAUUGAAAACUUCAUGAAAUAUGGCGUGCUAAUCUGUAUUAAAUGUCAUGACUAUCGCAGGCAAGACGUUGUUUUGGGGUCCAUAUUGUUUGCCUCGGUUCCAUGUCAUUUGCUUGUGGCUUACAUUAUUGAGCUUUCAGCCGCUACUGCAGCCAAGAAGACAGUGGGUCGUCAGAAAAAGACAGAGAAAGAGAAAGAACACGACCAGAAGGUCUUCCAGUCCACAUGGCCGUACACUGCUUUCCUACACACGCUCAAUGCUACCCUAUGCCUCACAGUAACCAGCUUCGUGGUAUAUUUCUACAUUCACCACCCAGGCAUUGGGACAAUAUGCCAGCUACACGCGAUUAUUGUGUGGUUGAAGAACUGCUCUUAUGCCUUCACAAAUCGAGACCUUCGUCUCGCGCUCCUCAAUCCCUCCGCAGAUCCGGGCUUGCCCGAAAUCUACUCCUCGUGUCCCUACCCUAGGAAUAUUACCAUCAAUAACCUAGCAUACUUUUGGCUGGCGCCGACGCUAGUGUACCAGCCUGUCUAUCCGCGCACAGCAUCCAUCCGGUGGUCAUUUGUUGCAAAGCGCCUUGCAGAGUUCGUGGGUCUGGCAGUGUUCAUUUGGCUUCUGUCUGCGCAGUAUGCCGCGCCGGUAUUGCGCAACUCGAUUGAUAAGAUCGCAGUAAUGGACAUUGCCUCUAUCUUGGAGCGGGUUAUGAAGCUGUCCACUAUCUCGUUGAUCAUUUGGCUUGCUGGCUUCUUUGCAUUGUUCCAAGCGCUUCUGAACGCUUUGGCCGAGGUAAUGCGGUUUGGAGACCGCGAGUUCUACACCGACUGGUGGAACAGCUCGAGUCUGGGUAUGUAUUGGCGAUCUUGGAACCGGCCUGUCUACCUCUUCAUGAAGAGACAUGUAUACUCGCCGCUGGUGGGUCGUGGAUGGAGUCCCCUAGCUGCGAGUGGAAUGGUUUUCACGCUCUCCGCAGUUCUUCACGAAAUGCUUGUGGGAAUUCCCACACAUAACUUCAUUGGUGUCGCGUUCUUUGGUAUGAUGUUCCAGCUGCCGUUAAUUUCCCUCACCGCACCAUUGGAUAAUAUGCGCGGGCCUGAGGGUCGGGUCAUUGGAAACUGCAUCUUCUGGGUCAGCUUUUGUCUAGUCGGACAACCGCUUGGAGCGCUCCUGUACUUCUUCGCUUGGCAGGCCAAGUACGGGAGUGUAAAUUCUCUUAUCAUCAUGGUCGCAUUCAUUGUUCCUGGCAACUACGGUGCCGUCAUUGCCGUUGCACUCGGCGCCAUCCCCGUCUUGGGAUUCGUUCACGGCUGUAUCACUGGCAGCCUGCGCAAGGAGGCCAAGGUGCCCUACCCACACAGCUAUGCCUCCAUGGAGCUAUGCAAGGAAAAUGCCAAAGCUGAGAAGUUCAACUGUGCCCAGCGCGCCCACACCAACUUCCUCGAGAAUGCCUCGCAGACAAUGCUCUUCACCCUGGUCUCCGGUUUGAAGUACCCGGAGUUGGCCGCUGGCCUGGGCGCUCUGUGGGUUUUCUUCCGCGUUCUGUUCCUCUACGGUUAUGUAUACUCGAACAAGCCGCAGGGUAAGGGCCGCAUGAUGGGCGGGUUCUUCUGGUUGGUGCAGGGUGCUCUCUGGGGAUUGAGUGUCUACGGUGUUGGACGGCCGCUCCUUUCUUUCUAA